Messenger RNA from Penicillium subrubescens, 3606 nucleotides. RefSeq names its product ATP-dependent RNA helicase ECM16. Gene Ontology annotation, cellular component: nucleolus; intracellular anatomical structure. The record is from RefSeq and is a predicted model, not a curated record. The transcript has 2 exons. Gene Ontology annotation, biological process: maturation of SSU-rRNA from tricistronic rRNA transcript (SSU-rRNA, 5.8S rRNA, LSU-rRNA). Bases 1 to 3606 code for a protein of 1201 amino acids. Gene Ontology annotation, molecular function: ATP binding; ATP hydrolysis activity; RNA binding. Lineage: Eukaryota; Fungi; Ascomycota; Eurotiomycetes; Eurotiales; Aspergillaceae.
AUGCCCAAAUUCGUCCCCCGGCAGCGGAAACAAAAGCACCGGCGCCAAGAGACGACAAGUGCGCCGGUCGACACCAACAUUGCGGAGCUUGCGCCGGUCUCGAAAGAUGAGAAAGAAGCGCGGAGGCAGAAGCUGCGAGAUGAGCUGCGCGAUCAGCAUGCCAAUGUCUCCUCCAAGAAGCAGAAGCGUUUGGACAAAUACAUUGAAAACAAACUCAAGAAAGAAGAGAACGUAGAGCUUCUGAAGAAGCUUGCCCAAGCGAACGUCGACACCUCCGCACUUCAGACAUCGAGGGAUUUGGGGAAGCGCAAGAGGCAGGAUGCCAGAGCUCCCGUUACGGCUCCUGCGCACGCCUCCACACCUGGAGACGACUCGGACCACUCUGAUCUCGAGUGGCAGGAUCCAACAGCAUCUAUAUCGGCACCGAAGCCCCAAAUACCCCAAGGACCCGUUGGAAGUGGAUUAAAGCGCCCUCUCGAACUUGGACCGGAUGGUUUCCCAGUUAUCAAAAAACGGAAGCGUUCGGGCAAGUCGAAGCCCGUACCUACACCUGCGCCUGAGCCCUCCUGGGAAGGUUUCGGAUCAGAUGGCGAGGAUGCGAGCGAAGAUGAGGAGAAAGUUGAUUCCGACAACUCAGAGCCCGAGUCCGACAUUGAAGAUGAUUCCGAUGCCCAGGAUUCUGGUGAUGCUUCUGAGGCCUCAUCCGAAGGUUCUUCUGACGAGGAGGAAGAUUCGGAUGACGACUCGGAGGAGGAUGACGAGAAAGUCGAAGAGAAUGAUCGUCGCAUCAAGCCCCGAGAGUCGGCGUUCAAAUCUUGGGCUGUACAACAAAUCAAUGAGGCCAUAGGGUUCAAACCCACCGAAGGCCCAGUGAUUCAUGACUCAGUACAACACGCAUUCGCGCCGCCCAGGAAAGAGCCCCAAAACACUGUUGAAAUGGAGGAGCCUCUUCCGCGGGAACUUGAAGUCACUACUGGAAACCCCUUCCGCAAGGCUUUUAGCGUUCCCGUCGAGCGUUCCGAAGAAAUCCAGACAGCUCGUCUUGGACUUCCGGUUGUCGGCGAGGAACAGAAGAUUAUGGAGGCUAUCUACAACAACUCCGUCAUUGUCAUUUGGGGUGCCACUGGUAGCGGAAAGACUACUCAGCUUCCUCAGUUCUUGUUUGAAGCUGGUUUUGGCAAUCCAGAUAGCCCGAACCCGGGCCUCAUUGGUGUCACUCAGCCCCGUCGAGUGGCCGCCGUGAGUAUGGCAAACCGUGUCUCCCAGGAAUUGGGUCAGUAUUCGGACCAAGUCUCGUAUCAGAUUCGAUUUGAGACCACAGUGUCCAAGAAGACCGCCAUCAAGUUCAUGACAGACGGUAUUUUGCUCCGAGAGAUUGCCGAUGACUUUGCCCUGCGAAAGUACUCUAUUCUCAUUAUUGAUGAGGCUCACGAACGCAGCGUUAACACGGAUAUUCUGAUUGGAAUGGUCAGCCGUAUUGUGGAUUUGCGCAAGUCAAUGAGCGAGGAAGACCCGUCUGUUAAACCGUUGAAGGUGAUCAUCAUGUCUGCCACCCUUCGUAUUUCGGACUUUACAGAGAACCCAAGCCUGUUCCGCGAAGGUCCUCCUCCAUUGGUCCAAGCCGAGGGUCGUCAGUACCCUGUGACUGUUCACUUCGCUCGUCGGACCCAGCGCGACUAUGUGGAAGAAGCUUUCCGCAAGGUUUCCCGAGGUCAUAGGAAGCUUCCAGCUGGUGGAAUGCUCGUCUUCUUGACUGGUCAGAAUGAAAUCCGACUGUUGUCGAAGAAGCUCAAGCAGGCAUUCAAACCAACACAGCGUAUCGAUACAACACAGGCUAGGGUCCAGAUUUCUGCCAAUGACGCACCUCUUGAGGCAGAAGACUUGGAGCUUGGUGGCAUGGAGAUGGACAAUAUAGGAGAUGAGGAGGAUGAUCUCGAAAUUAUGGGGCUGGACGAGCCAGAGGACGAUGAGGACUUUGACCUCGGUGAAGACGCCAUGGACUCUUCAACCAAGGUGCACGUUCUGCCGUUAUACUCGCAACUGCCAACCAAAGAGCAGAUGAAGGUGUUUGAGGCACCACCAGAAAACUCGCGCCUGAUCAUUCUUGCGACCAACGUCGCAGAAACGUCUCUUACCAUCCCUGGCAUCAAGUAUGUGUUCGACUGUGGACGAUCAAAAGAGAAGCAGUACGAUCUUUCCACUGGUGUCCAAAACUUCCAAAUCGGCUGGAUCAGCAAGGCCAGCGCAAAUCAGCGUGCUGGUCGUGCUGGUCGAACGGGGCCUGGUCAUUGUUAUCGACUAUAUUCCUCGGCAGUCUACGAGGCUGACUUUGCUGAUUACACUGACCCCGAGAUCCUCCGCACGCCCAUUGAAGGAGUCGUUCUCCAGAUGAAGAGCAUGGGUCUACACAAUGUUAUCAACUUCCCCUUCCCUACACCCCCAAGCCGACAAGGCCUCGCCAAAGCAGAGAAGCUGCUCAAGCAUCUUGGUGCCCUCACUGGUAGCGGGCAAGUCACCCAGAUUGGCCGUCGUCUCUCCACAUACCCUCUCUCCCCUCGCUUCGGUAAGAUGCUAUACAUCGGCCACCAGCAUGGCUGCAUGCCCUAUGUCAUCGCCCUCGUCGCAGCCCUGGCAGUCGGCGACCUCUUCGUCGCCGAGAACCAACUACCUGGCAAUGAGGCCAUGUUUUCCCAGAGCAAGAAGCCCGAGUCAGAUUCGGACACCAGUGACUCGGAAGACGAGAAGAAAGUCUACACCAAUGCUGACCGUCUCGAAGAAACCGAGCGCGAACAAAGGUCAAAGGAUUUCGCCCGUGUUCAUCGACUGCUUAGCAAACACGACGACACCAGCGAUGCACUCAAGUACCUCUCAGCUAUCUGCGCCUAUGCGUACGCACCGGAUGGCGAGUCCUUCUGCGAACAGAUGUUCCUGCGUGCCAAAGCCUUCAAAGAAGCAUCCCAGCUACGACACCAACUCUCUGAUAUCGUACGCUCCAAUAACCCAGGCCUCCUUGGCGCCUAUUCAGCCAAGCUGCCAGAACCCACACCCAAGCAACUCAAAGCGCUCAAGCAAAUUGUCACCGCCGGAUUCAUCGACAACGUCGCCAUCCGCGCGGACUUAGCCCCCGUGCCACCGGAAAAUCCUCGUGCGCCUCGCCGCGCCAUCGACGUGCCAUAUCUUACACUCUUCCGCUCACGCGACCGUCACGCAGACGACAUUGCUGAACGUGCAGUCUUUGUACACCCUACCUCGGUUCUGGCCAAGCUCACGCCAAAGGAAAUGCCACCAUACAUUGUAUACUCGCAUCUGCAACAGUCAGCGGCAGCGCCACUCUCGGGCCAGACACCCAAGAUCCGCAUGUUCCCGCUCGUGGCGCCUAGUGGCCUGCAACUCGCGGCUAUUGCCCAUGACACGCCGCUUAUCGAGUACGGCAAGCCUGUGGGUAAGACGGAGCUUUUGGAGGGCAUUCCGCAGCGCAGGUCUUGUUGGGUUGUGCCGGCGCUGGUGGGUGAUUCUGGGAGUACGGGGUGGCCGUUGCCGGCGAAGAAGGUGGUGCAGAGGAAGGAUCCUAAGGAGGGAUGGGUGAUUGAGAAGUUUGUGGCAUGA